Molecule: messenger RNA, 1503 nt
Organism: Cinclus cinclus
Lineage: Eukaryota; Metazoa; Chordata; Aves; Passeriformes; Cinclidae
Gene: NOS1AP
Product: nitric oxide synthase 1 adaptor protein
Exons: 10
Coding region: 1-1503 (500 amino acids)
Molecular function (GO): nitric-oxide synthase binding
Source: RefSeq, a predicted model, not a curated record
AUGCCCGCCAAGUCCAAGUACAACCUGGUGGAUGACCGGCACGACCUGCGCAUCCCCCUGCACAACGAGGACGCCUUCCAGCACGGCAUCUGCUUCGAGGCCAAGUACAUCGGGAGCCUGGAUGUGCCACGGCCAAACAGCCGCGUGGAGAUCGUGACGGCCAUGCGGCGCAUCAGGUAUGAGUUUAAAGCCAAGAAUAUCAAGAAGAAGAAAGUGAACCUUAUAGUGUCGGUGGAUGGUGUGAAGGUCAUUCUGAAGAAGAAGAAGAAGCUUCUUUUAUUGCAGAAAAGAGAAUGGGCCUGGGACGAGAACAAAAUGCUCGUCAUGCAUGAUCCCAUCUACAGGAUAUUCUAUGUAUCUCAUGACUCCCAGGACCUGAAGAUCUUCAGCUACAUUGCCAGGGAUGGCUCUAGCAAUGUCUUCAGAUGCAACGUCUUCAAGUCCAAGAAGAAGAGUCAGGCCAUGCGGAUCGUGCGCACAGUGGGGCAGGCAUUCGAGGUGUGCCACAAGCUGAGCCUGCAGCACACACAGCAGAACGCUGAUGGCCAGGAGGAUGCAGACAGUGAGAGGAAUGGAGAUGACCUGGAUGUCUCAGCCUGUCACCUCUCAGGUGUGGAGAGAGCGACUACCUCUGCCGAGGAGACUGACAUUGACGCCGUGGAGCUGCCACUGCCCGGGGCCGACAUCCUGGACUUCAGCCGCGGCGUCACCGACCUGGACGCUGUGGGCAAGGAGGUGGGUGCCACUGCGAGCCCAGCUCUCAGGGGCUGCCUCCACCCUGAAGAUAUCCUGACGGCGUCACCCAAGAUGCUGCUGCCCUCAUCUGCCCAGCUGCCCGACCUGGGAACACCCCUGUCUGCUCACCACCAGAUGCAGCUCCUCCAGCAGCUCUUGCAGCAGCAGCAGCAGCAGACACAAGUAGCCGUGGCACAGGUCCACCUGCUGAAGGACCAGCUGGCAGCAGAAGCAGCAGCACGGCUGGAGGCCCAGGCUCGUGUGCACCAGCUCCUGCUUCAGAACAAGGACUUGCUGCAGCACAUCUCACUCCUGGUCAAACAGGUGCAGGAGCUGGAGCUGAAGCUGGCGGGGAACACGACCACAGGCUCCCAGGACAGUCUGCUGGAGAUCACCUUCCGCUCCAACGUCCUGCCCGUCCUCUGCGACCCGACCACCCCGCAGCCUGAGGACACGCACCCGCCGCCGCUGGGCCCCAGCUCGGCGUUCCCCAGCGCCGUGGGCAGCCCCAUAGGUAGGAACGACUGUCUGGUGAAGCUGGAGUGCUACCGCUUCCUCCCCGAGUCGGGGCCGCCAGCCCCAGAGCCGGCCCUGGGCAGCCUGGAGCUGAUCAAGUUCCGCGAGUCGGGCAUCGCCUCCGAGUACGAGUCCAACACGGACGAGAGCGAGGAGCGCGACUCCUGGUCCCAGGAGGAGCCGCCGCGCCUGCUCCGCGUGCAGCCCAGGCAGGACCUGGGCGACAGCCUGGAGGAUGAGAUCGCGGUGUAG